Messenger RNA from Trichoderma asperellum CBS 433.97, 721 nucleotides. RefSeq lists its product as uncharacterized. NCBI's taxonomy places the organism in Eukaryota, Fungi, Ascomycota, Sordariomycetes, Hypocreales, Hypocreaceae. The record is from RefSeq and is a predicted model, not a curated record.
AUGUCUAAUCCCGGGCAAGGGUUUCCAAUGGGAGCAAACUUCCAGGCAGAUUGCCGCCUGGGAGAGUCUUCCAAAAGAGCUUCUCUGCUGGAGAAAAGGGAGAAGGAGGCACGGGGCAGCAAGCAAGAUUUAUUAUUGCUGUACCGGGAGUCCUUUUAUGAGGAGUCGACAGAGGCUACGCAUACCACAUUUGAAAUGCAGCCUAUGACUCCUUAUGAAGGUGACGAAGAGAAGCCUCGCGGCAAGGGGAAAAAGAAGACCAGUAAGGGAAAGGCCGUUGAUAGAGACCCGGGGUUUACGUGCAGUCGUAAUUCCAGGAAGGCAGAAAAACGGCGAGAAGUUGAGCCUGAGGACAAGCAAAGCCAGGUUUUGGAUAUUUCCGACGCUUUGGCACAGUUGAGACUCGCUUAUGAGCAAGAGGCGGAGAAAAUACAGGCGCAAAGUCCUUGCCAUGAGGUGGAAGAUGGCUGGAUGGUGGUGAAGGAGGGCAUAGACGUGUGGGACUUUACGGAGGAGGUUGGUCCACUGCCCGAUUAAGAGAGAGCUCGGCUACCAUUCAUGGUGCUGGCGAGAUUCCUUGUUACAAGCGAGUUUUUGGCUAUGGCAUUGCGUUUUGGGCGGAGCAUAUGAAAAAGCUGAGCGUGGAGGCUUAUGGAUAUGAUGAUGAUAGCAUGCGAUACCCCCUCUUUUGUCGCCUCCACGGCUUAGAAAAAGUUUGGCC